Messenger RNA from Belonocnema kinseyi, 969 nucleotides. RefSeq lists its product as uncharacterized. NCBI's taxonomy places the organism in Eukaryota, Metazoa, Arthropoda, Insecta, Hymenoptera, Cynipidae. Bases 1 to 969 code for a protein of 322 amino acids. The record is from RefSeq and is a predicted model, not a curated record. The transcript has a single exon. Gene Ontology annotation, biological process: DNA integration. Gene Ontology annotation, molecular function: nucleic acid binding.
AUGGGUGAUUUGCCACAAGAACGCGUAUCUCGUUGUCGUCCAUUCCUUAAUGUCGGUGUUGACUAUUGUGGUCCUUUCUACAUUAAGGAAAAAAGAUUUCGAAAUCGCAACAAACUCAAAGUUUAUGUUGCUCUUUUUACAUCUUUAACCACCAAAGCAGUGCACUUAGAACUGGUCAGCGAUCUGAUCACAGAAGCCUUUAUCGCGUCUUUGAAAAGAAUUUUUGCUAGAACAGGAAUAUCGCAGAAUAUCCACUCAGAUAACGCAACGAAUUUUGUUAGGGCUAAUCGCGAACUCGUUAAACUCUACGAAUUUUUUCAAUCGGAAGAGCAUAAUAAAGGGGUGAAGGAAUUUUUAAAUCAUCAAAAAAUUACUUGGAAGCUUAUCCCUCCCAGAUCACCGCACUUUGGCGGUCUCUGGGAGGCAGCAGUAAAAUCAGUUAAACGCCAUCUCUCUUGGACAAUAGGUGACGCAUUAUUGACUUUCGAGCAACUAGGAACCUGUAUCGUAGAAAUUGAGGCGAUCUUGAAUUCUUGCCCACUAUCUCCUCUGUCUUCCGAUCCCAAUGACCUGCAACCCUUGACUCCUGGUCAUUUCCUAAUUGGUGGUCCACUAAUUAGCUUUACCCAGCUGGACUUCAAGGAUUUUACGUCUAAUCGCUUGUCAGCAUGGCAGCACGCUCAAAGGUUGCGCCAUCAUUUUUGGAAUAGAUGGCAGAAGAAAUAUCUGACACAACUAACAGUUCGCAGCAAAUGGAACUCUAGCUCUAGCCAGCUCAUCAAACUGGGAACUAUGUUUGUCAUCAAGGAAGACAACCUCCCGCCCCUCCAGUGGAAACUCGGGCGAAUCGUCGCUACUCAUCCUGGUACAAAUGGGAUCAUCAGGGUUGCUACCGUGAAGACCGAGGUAGGAGAGUACAAGCGUUGUAUUAAGAAACUCUGUCCUCUUCCUAUCGAACCUUCUUCUUAA